AUGCACUUUGCGCCUCAGUUAGGGGCUGAAGCAGCCGCCGCUCUGGAGCCUUCUGGCCCUGUCACCAACACCUGCAACAGCCGCAUACAGCGGCUCCGCCUCUGGUGCCGUCCUGCGAUUGCAACAGCCUUUUUAAACUCCAAAGGCCGAGUGCUAGCCGAUGCGCUUAUGCUGUGGAGGGAUCAACUAAAUGGUUUUCCGCGUUUUUUACUGGAUGUUGAAGCCUCUCUUUCUGAGCGGCUCCUCGCCUACCUGGAGCGCCAUGCCGUCUCCGCGAAGGUAUCUGUGUGUGCGGAAGCAUCCCUCUCGGCCCUUCAGCUUCUGCCUGAUCCGCGGAGCGCCUUGACACUGCACAGAGAGAACUCCGGGGGGGGGCCGCUGCGGGAUGGGCCCCCAAAGUGUCGCGUUAGCCAAGCGUUGGACUUUGUGAUGAGGCAAACUGCAGGCGCUGCGCCUGUGUUUCGCUAUGUCGAAGACUCGGGAGUCACCGCGGGGGCAGAUGCGGCUGCACUUGAACAGGGAGAGUGUGCAGCGGCGAAGGCGGGGGCAGCAGGAGCAGCAGGCAGUGAUGCUGACCGGACACCCCCUUGGACGGAGGGCCUCGUUGCAGCGGAUCCCCGCACGUGGCGUCUUGGCUACAGAGUGUACUUAGAGGCGGCUGCGUUGAGCGAGGAGGGGCCCUCCGUUGUGCCUCUACCGGUGCAGCAGAGGGGCCCUGCAGGGGCUGGACAGGCGAGGGCCCAGACAACUGCAGCAGGGGAAGGCGACGCUUUGGAGACACCAUCAGAGGCGGCUUCAGAAACACCACCAGAGGCGGCUUCAGAAACACCACCAGAGGCGGCUUCAGAAACGGCUCAGGACAGCCGGAGGGACGCCUACGAAGUGUUUCGACACCUCGCUGGGGUCUGUGAGGGGCCGAAGGAGGUUGGCGUUGGCGACCUUCUACCGCUGUAUGUGAAUAUGGACUGGCUGCAUGCGCUGUGCGCUCACAAUAAGGGUUGCUUUGUCGGCCAGGAAGUGCUGACGCGCGCGUUGCACGAGCUGUCCAACAGACGUCGUGUGGCGCUGCUCCUGCGGGGGCCCCGCUGGCCUCAGGCGGUGCCUGAGAUGGCUCCUGUUUGCACCGCAACGCAGUCAGGAGAGGCUUCCCUACCUUCUCUAGAAAAGUGGGUGCCCUCCAGAGUGAUUGCGUGGUGGGCUGGAGCCCUCGAAGCCGCGGUGAGGAGGGCCUACGAAGGGAUGGCGAGGGGGGAACCAGAGGCGGCGUAUCCGGAGGUAGGGGGCCCCCCAGCCGCGAACGAUGUGGUUCCGGGGGCUGGUGUGUAUCGACGCGUGGCAGGGGCCUCUGUAGGGAAGCAUGCGCAGUGGCGCGAGGUAGGAGUCGUCUUGGCCUUCAAGGAGGAUAUCGGCGCUGGCAUUUGCCUCCUUAGGUCUCGUCCCGGUGACUGUGUGCUCAAGACUCCGGAGGACCUCGCGCGGUUCGCUGCAGGCCUCGCAGGGAGUUCUGUGCGCAUCUCCGCCAAAAUGAUGCCCGCGGGGGGCCCCGAGGGGCCCUUCGAGCCAAAGGGUCAGGACGGCGGGUUCAUGGUUGUGCCCCCGCCGUACGUUAUCGACGAGCUUGUGCGCCCCCCGCAGACACCAGGAGCACGUUAG
This is a messenger RNA of Cyclospora cayetanensis, 1653 nucleotides long. RefSeq lists its product as uncharacterized. The transcript is spliced from 5 exons. Bases 1 to 1653 code for a protein of 550 amino acids. Gene Ontology annotation, cellular component: mitochondrial matrix. Gene Ontology annotation, molecular function: protein binding. The record is from RefSeq and is a predicted model, not a curated record. Lineage: Eukaryota; Apicomplexa; Conoidasida; Eucoccidiorida; Eimeriidae.